AUGUAUUCAGAUUGGGCAGCAUUAUACCAUGUCGAGCAGAAUCUAUCUUCGUUAGUCGUGUAUGUUGUGGACUUUGAUGGUCAGGGUCCCAACAGCGUACCUGGACAGGAACCGUUAGUCGGACCUCUCAUUCAAGGCCUCGCACGCACGCAAGUGGCAUCUGGCACACCAACUCUUGGAUGGGGCCCUCUCUCUGGAUCUGAUUUCGACUACGACCCUAUCGCUGUACGGCAAGCUGUUUACGACUGGAAGGCUUGGGCGGCCAUCAUCAUCAUGCCCAAUGCAACUUCCCAGCUCUACAGUGCUGUUCAGAACGGAAACACGAGUUACGAUCCCAUGGGAGCAUGUCAACUAAUCUACCAAUCAGCCAGAGAUGACACUAAUUGGUUUGACUUCAUGUAUCCGAUCAUCUCACAAUUUCAGACUCAGGCUACCUCGAUGGUUGGUCAGCAAUGGGCAAAGAUGGUACUACAAAACGCUACGACUGAUCAAACGCUGUUGCGCAACUUGGCCAAUGUACCUCAGGCCAUUUCUCCGGCAAUUGGCUUCUCGGAAUACGAUCUCAGACCUUUCUAUCCCUAUACGGCCAUCCCCGCUACCACCAUUGGACUCAUCUAUCUGAUCAUCUUGAGUUUCUUCUCAUUCGCAUUCUACCUACCCAUCUGGUUCAGAUUCUUGAAUCCUAAAGAACACCCACCGCUCAGAUUUGUCGAGUUCAUUGCAGUGCGCUGGGGUGGAACUGUGCUUGCCUAUCUCUUCCUAUCUCUGGCAUACUCUUUCGUCUCUUUGGCUUUCCAAAUCAACUUUGCCGGUGGCAACCCUAUUACUUCGGAGACUCAAGUCACGGAUAUUGCCUACGGCAAUCCUGAUGCUUAUGGUCAUGGCACCUUCCCUGUGUACUGGAUGUUGAACUUUGUCGCCAUGUGCGCUUUGGGUCUUGCUUGCGAGAAUGUCGCCAUGGUGGUCGGUCAGCCAUGGACAGGUCUUUGGCUUAUUUUCGUAAGUGCCUGA
Molecule: messenger RNA, 1011 nt
Organism: Aureobasidium uvarum
Lineage: Eukaryota; Fungi; Ascomycota; Dothideomycetes; Dothideales; Saccotheciaceae
Source: the annotation of a GenBank genome assembly